Ictalurus punctatus (channel catfish) is the source of this 2356-nucleotide messenger RNA. RefSeq names its product COBW domain containing (gene zng1a). The record is from RefSeq and is a predicted model, not a curated record. The coding region runs from base 127 to 1218 and encodes 363 amino acids. Lineage: Eukaryota; Metazoa; Chordata; Actinopteri; Siluriformes; Ictaluridae. Gene Ontology annotation, cellular component: cytoplasm. The transcript is spliced from 17 exons.
GAAGCAAUGGAAACAGUGGGACCGUAAUUGGUAAUACACCGCCUUCACUGCUUGCACGAGUUUAUCUCCAUUUAAAACAACCUCCUCAAGAGACGAGCAAAUUAGAAACUACAGUAUAACCUUCCGAUGGAUGAUGAUGACUGUCCAGAGCUGGUUCCUAUUGAGGAGAAGAACACGACACCUGCAGCUCAGAUCCCUGUCACCAUCAUCACCGGUUACCUGGGUGCUGGGAAGACAACGCUCUUGAAUUACAUACUGACUGAGCAGCAUAACAAAAGAAUAGCAGUUAUACUCAAUGAGUUUGGUGAAGGCAAUGCUCUGGAGAAGUCCUUGGCAGUGAGCCAGGCAGGAGAGCUGUAUGAAGAGUGGCUGGAACUCAGGAAUGGCUGUCUUUGCUGCUCAGUGAAGGAUAAUGGCCUGAAAGCGAUUGAAAAUCUGAUGGAAAAGAAAGGGAAGUUCGACUACAUUCUUCUUGAGACAACUGGUCUGGCAGAUCCAGGAGCAGUUGCCUCAAUGUUCUGGGUUGAUGCUGAAUUAGGAAGUGAUCUUUACCUGGACGGCAUUAUUACAGUUAUUGAUGCGAAAUACGGAUUGCAGCAUCUGACUGAAGAGAAACCAGGAGGCUUGAUAAAUGAAGCUGUAAGGCAGAUAGCCCUUGCUGAUCUGACAAUUAUUAAUAAAACGGAUCUGGUGAACGAGGCUGAGCUCGAUGAGCUUCGAGACACGGUCAGGUCUAUUAAUGGCCUCGUCAGGAUGCUGGAAACACAAAGGUCUAGGGUUGACUUAUCUCAGGUGUUGGAUCUGCAUUCUUUCGAUACCAAAGAUACUGUGAGGCUGGCGGAGAAACUACAGCUAAUGAAAACAACACACUCGCAUCUAGACAAGACUAUAUUGACAGUUACGUUUGAAGUACCUGGAAGUGUCUGGGAGGACCCUUUAAAUGUGUUUAUUCAGGACCUUUUAUGGGAAAAGACGUUUAAGAACAAAGCAGGACUGCCUAUGAAUGUCAUUCGCUUAAAGGGCAUCUUGUCUCUGCAUGGUAAGCAGAAGAAGGCAAUGCUGCAGGGCGUUCAUGAGCUUUACGAGCUGGAUGAAACGCCUGAGGCCUGGACAGAUGGCGAGCCCAGGAUCAAUCGACUGGUCUUCAUCGGUCGGCAUCUGGAUGGAGACCUUUUAAAGAAAGAGUUCCUCUCUUUAGUCUCCACUGGAGAGGAUUGAUGGAAUAGAGGCAUCAUAAAGUAGGAGUGGGGAUCUAGGCCAUCCAUAUCCUAUUUCAUAUGAUUAUAGACAAAAUAAAGCUGACCACAGACCAGCACUACUAUUCUAAGAUAAGCAGACUGUAAUUUCAAAUUUUUCCAGUAAUAGAUUAUGGUGCCUGCACAGUCGUUUGCAUUCCCAUCCUUGGUGCUCAUGACUAUGACUGUGACGUUAAGGUACUCGUGUCAGAAAGCUGCAAAGGACAUUGUAUUAGUGAGCUCUUGAGUGGUUACAAGAGUAUUUGUAGUCUGUAAAGUUGUAUCUUUUAAGAUGCUUGGUUUGGGAUGUAAAAGAAAGCUACACUCAGCAUUACCCAAUGCUUCACUUUAGAAAAAUGGUCCUUCAAGGAUUCUUAGGUGAGUUAUGGGUUGCAGUGGCUAAAAAUAUUCAUGGAGCCCUCUCUUAUGGAGAACCUACGAGUUCUAUAUUCAACCUUUAUUUCUGAGAGAGAACUUGCACCUAUCACUUUUCACCAAUUUGCAAUGGACUGAUACCUUUGCAAACAACUGCUGGUUUUUCUUGUUUGUUUUUUUUUUUAAUUAUUAAUUGCUAGCUUGUUGACAUUCGUGUUGAUGAGCAAAUUUUAAUUAUUGGAAAUUACUGGGUUUAAUGGUUGUUUAACUAUAAAGGCAUUAAUUAAAUAAAUAAUGUUUUCUAUGAAAUUGAUUCUGUUCAUCAGAGUAACUCAAGCCCCCUAUGAUGCUUCAUUUUAUAUAAUAUUAAUAACAACUAUGAUGAUGAUGAUGAUGAUGAUUUAUUAUUAUUAUUAUUGUUAUUAUUAUUAUGUACUUAAACACAAGUAAAUGUAAUUAUUUUUGAGUGAAACUAAUUAACCCAACAGCAAUUUAGAAAAAAAUUAAUAAAUCACAAGAAAAACCUAAAGUUGAUAGUCUUGUGAUUUGGUGUGGGGUUUUUUUGUUUGUUUGUUUGUUUUGUUGUUGUUUUGUUUUUUUGUAUGCUGCUUCAUGUGAGAUUCUCCAUUACUUGAAGCACCCAGUAUUGUAAUGCUGUAAAGUGGCAAAGUCUCACUAUGCUACGAAAAAAAAAACGUGCAAGUGUGAAUAAAUGAAUAUGAAUAUAAUAAUGCAUUUGAAUAUAA